Messenger RNA from Fulvia fulva, 687 nucleotides. RefSeq lists its product as uncharacterized. The transcript has a single exon. Bases 1 to 687 code for a protein of 228 amino acids. The record is from RefSeq and is a predicted model, not a curated record. Lineage: Eukaryota; Fungi; Ascomycota; Dothideomycetes; Mycosphaerellales; Mycosphaerellaceae.
AUGGACGAACACCACCGCAAACUCCUCGAAGCCGCUAACGAAGGCUGUCUACUGCGCCAACUACCAGCAGAACUGCGCAACGAAACCUACUACCUCGUACUUCCGACCAACACUGUGAUCGACACACGAGGCGUGAAGACCUACGAGAAGCCAGACCCGGAAUACCUAGACUGUCGGCAUGUCGAGGCUAAAGAGGGCUUCAGUGAGCCCUAUUGGAACCAGGUUGGCAUAACUCAAGCAUGUCGCGCACUCCGCGGUGAGAGUUUGGGCAUCUAUUAUGGCACCAACACGUUCGUCGUCCACAUUGGGUUCCAGGGAGGGUACACAACUUCAUGGCAGCUUGACGAGGCGAAGUACUGGAUCCGGAGUCGACCACAAUUGGGCAUGGCCGCGUUGCAAGAGGUUGUCCUGAGUGUGCCGCGUGUCAACAGGCAUGGACCGCGCGACAUGAGGCACGAUCCGUUGGAAAACGAAUGCUGCAACAGCCCGAUUCGUGUGAGCAUCAGCGCCUGGAGCGCAGAGCGGAACCGCUAUCAAAACACGUGCGAUGACUGCAUGAUCGGGUACAGCGAAGACUGUAGCAAGUACUUCGAAGGCGCGAGAGGUUCCGAGGCAGACAAGCUCAUGCAGUUCAUCUCAGCUCUAAAGGCGGAUGUAGGUGCCGUAGAUUCUAGCACAUCGCGAUAG